CACACAGUCGCAAGCUUGUGUUUUUUAACCGAUUCGCUCGCUCGCUCUCUGCAAUUACCGUUUUAACUCACUCGCUCUCUACGGUUCGCUUUCUCUGCAAUUAUCUUUACGAGUUUCAAUGGCGGACGCAGAAACCUUCGCUUUCCAGGCUGAGAUUAACCAGCUUCUCAGCCUCAUCAUCAACACGUUCUACAGCAACAAGGAGAUCUUCUUGCGUGAAAUCAUCAGCAACGCUUCUGAUGCUUUGGAUAAGAUUCGAUUUGAGAGCUUAACGGAUAAGAGCAAGCUCGAUGCUCAGCCAGAGCUCUUCAUUAGGCUUGUCCCCGACAAGGUUAACAAGACGCUAUCCAUCAUUGAUAGCGGCGUUGGCAUGACCAAAGCAGAUUUGGUCAAUAAUUUGGGUACCAUUGCGAGGUCCGGGACCAAGGAGUUUAUGGAGGCGUUGCAGGCUGGUGCUGACGUCAGCAUGAUUGGUCAAUUCGGUGUUGGGUUCUACUCUUCGUACCUCGUUGCCGAGAAGGUUAUUGUCACCACCAAGCACAAUGAUGAUGAACAGUACAUUUGGGAAUCGCAGGCUGGUGGCUCCUUCACCGUUACGAGGGACACCAGUGGCGAGCAACUCGGUAGGGGAACCAAGAUCACCCUUUUCCUCAAGGAGGAUCAGUUGGAAUAUUUGGAGGAGAGGAGGAUCAAGGAUCUUGUGAAGAAACAUUCCGAAUUUAUUAGCUAUCCUAUUUACCUUUGGACUGAGAAGACCACCGAGAAAGAGAUCAGUGAUGAUGAAGAUGAUGAGCCCAAGAAGGAGGAAGAAGGGGAAGUUGAGGAUGUUGAUGAGGAGAAGGAGAAAGGUUCUAAGAAGAAGAAGAAGAUAAAGGAGGUUUCUCACGAGUGGGAACUCAUCAACAAGCAGAAGCCAAUUUGGAUGCGAAAGCCAGAGGAGAUCACCAGGGAUGAAUAUGCUUCUUUCUACAAGAGCCUGACAAAUGACUGGGAAGACCACUUGGCCGUGAAGCAUUUCUCUGUGGAAGGCCAGCUUGAAUUCAAGGCUAUUCUCUUUGUUCCGAAAAGGGCGCCUUUUGAUUUGUUUGAUACCAGGAAGAAGAUGAACAACAUUAAGCUUUAUGUUAGAAGGGUCUUUAUCAUGGACAAUUGUGAGGAGCUCAUGCCAGAGUACCUUGGAUUUGUGAAAGGUGUUGUUGACUCUGAUGACUUGCCACUCAAUAUCUCUCGUGAGAUGUUGCAACAGAACAAGAUCUUGAAGGUGAUCAGGAAGAACCUUGUGAAGAAGUGCAUUGAGAUGUUCAAUGAGAUUGCGGAGAACAAGGAAGAUUACAAUAAGUUCUAUGAGGCUUUCUCGAAAAAUCUGAAGUUGGGUAUCCACGAGGAUAGCCAAAACAGGACCAAGUUGGCUGAUUUGCUCAGAUACCACUCUACAAAGAGUGGAGAUGAGUUGACGAGCUUGAAGGACUAUGUUACCAGAAUGAAGGAGGGCCAGAAAGACAUAUUCUACAUCACUGGAGAGAGCAAAAAGGCUGUGGAGAACUCUCCAUUCUUGGAGAGACUCAAGAAGAAGGGUUAUGAGGUGCUCUAUAUGGUGGAUGCCAUUGAUGAAUAUGCCGUUGGACAACUGAAAGAGUAUGAUGGCAAAAAAUUGGUUUCAGCUACCAAGGAAGGAUUGAAAUUGGAUGAUGAGACUGAAGAAGAGAAAAAGAAAAAGGAGGAAAAGAAGAAGUCAUUUGAGGACCUCUGCAAGACCAUCAAGGAGAUCUUGGGAGAUAAGGUUGAAAAGGUAGUUGUCUCAGACAGGAUUGUUGAUUCCCCUUGCUGUUUGGUAACUGGUGAAUAUGGAUGGACUGCAAACAUGGAGAGGAUCAUGAAGGCUCAGGCUUUGAGAGACACCAGCAUGAGUGGUUACAUGUCAAGCAAGAAGACGAUGGAGAUCAACCCUGAUAAUGGCAUUAUGGAGGAGUUGAGGAAGAGGGCUGAAGCCGACAAGAAUGAUAAGUCAGUUAAAGACCUUGUUUUGCUUCUCUUUGAGACAGCCCUCUUGACCUCAGGUUUUAGCCUUGAUGAUCCCAACACCUUUUCUGCGAGGAUUCACAGGAUGCUGAAAUUGGGUCUCAGCAUUGAUGAGGAUGAGACUGGAGGGGAUGAUGUUGACAUGCCUCCGUUGGAAGAGGACGGUGCCGAGGAGAGCAAGAUGGAGGAAGUGGACUAAACGACUGAAGGUCUAAUGUCUAUAGUUGAUAAUGGAUGAUGGUGUCUUAGUUUGUUAAAUGAUGGUGGAUACUAAAGUUUUGUUCUGUAGUUUUUUUUGUCUUUAUUUCGCUUUUGGAUUUUUAGUAGUGUGAUGUGAAAAUUUGUCUGCGUUGCAUCUUUUUAGUUUGUCAGUAAAUCUUAUAUACAUCUAUGAAAACAUCGAGGUUUCUACUUGCAACCUUGACUGAUUUUAAGAUUGAUGUCUUAUGCAC
This is a messenger RNA of Gastrolobium bilobum, 2471 nucleotides long. RefSeq names its product heat shock protein 83-like. Gene Ontology annotation, cellular component: cytosol; perinuclear region of cytoplasm; plasma membrane. Gene Ontology annotation, biological process: protein stabilization; cellular response to heat; protein folding. The coding region runs from base 119 to 2218 and encodes 699 amino acids. The record is from RefSeq and is a predicted model, not a curated record. Lineage: Eukaryota; Viridiplantae; Streptophyta; Magnoliopsida; Fabales; Fabaceae. Gene Ontology annotation, molecular function: ATP-dependent protein folding chaperone; ATP binding; ATP hydrolysis activity. The transcript has 4 exons.